Chelonia mydas (Green sea turtle) is the source of this 2133-nucleotide messenger RNA. RefSeq names its product 4-hydroxy-2-oxoglutarate aldolase 1 (gene HOGA1). The record is from RefSeq and is a predicted model, not a curated record. Bases 69 to 1070 code for a protein of 333 amino acids. Gene Ontology annotation, molecular function: 4-hydroxy-tetrahydrodipicolinate synthase activity; N-acetylneuraminate lyase activity. NCBI's taxonomy places the organism in Eukaryota, Metazoa, Chordata, Testudines, Cheloniidae. The transcript has 7 exons. Gene Ontology annotation, biological process: N-acetylneuraminate catabolic process.
AAUCAUUAACAGCCCUGGGCUAAGGUAGCCGUGGGGCAGCAGCUCGGAGCGUGCCCCCAGGCCCUGCGAUGGCACAGCACCGCCGGCUCCUCGCCCCGCUCAGGCUGGGGCUGGCAGCAUUACGCUGGCGCCCCCUCGGGUGGGGCAGGGGGCUCAGCACCCCCGCCGCGCCGGGGACCCGGCUCGACCUGCGGGGCAUCUUCCCCCCGCUCACCACCCCCUUCACAGCCCAGGGCGAGGUGGACCACAGCCAGCUGGAGGAGAACCUGCACCGCUUCGCCACGGUCCCCUUCCGAGGCUUUGUGGUGCAGGGCUCCAGCGGGGAGUGGCCCUACCUGACGCCCCAGGAGCGGCUGGCCGUGGUGAGCUGCGUGCGCCAAGCCGUGCCCAAGGACAAGCUUCUGCUGGCCGGGUCGGGCUGCGAAUCCACGCAGGGCACCGUUGCGAUGACCGUGGGCAUGGCCGAGGCGGGCGCUGACGCCGCCCUGGUGAUCACACCCUGCUACUACCGGGGCGCAAUGACCAGCGCGGCCCUGAUCCACCACUACAGCCAGGUGGCAGAUGCGUCGCCGAUCCCCGUGGUGCUGUACAGCGUCCCAGCCAACACCGGCCUGGAGCUGCCCCUGGAGGCCGUGCUCACCCUGUCACAGCACCCCAACAUCGUGGGCCUCAAGGACAGCGGGGGGGAUAUUACCCGGCUGGGGCUGAUUGUCCACAAGACCCGGACGGAGGCGUUCCAGGUGCUGGUGGGGUCGGCUGGCUUCCUGCUGGCUGGCUACGCCAUAGGUGCCUGCGGGGGGGUGUGUGUCCUCGCCAACGUGCUGGGAGCCCAGCUCUGCCAGCUGGAGCGCCUGUGCCAGGAGGGACGCUGGCAGGAGGCCCAGGCCUUGCAGCUCCGGCUCAUUGAGCCCAACGUAGCGGUCACCCGCAAGUUUGGGAUCCCGGCGGUCAAGCAGGCCAUGGAGUGGUUAGGGUACCACGGCGGGCCCUGCCGUGCCCCCCUGCGCCCGCUGAGCGAGGCCCAGCUGGAGGAGCUGCACAGAGACUUUAGCAUCAAUGGCUGGCUGUGAGGAGGGGAGGGGAACGGGGGUCCUCGCUCCUACCCCCUCACUGGCACCUUCCCUCUCUCUGCUUCCCCAGGAGUCCCCAAGCCCCACAUGGCGCCCAGCCUCCUCCCCAGGGCAGGAGUGCAGCCCCCGCCCAGCCCCAAACCUCGCUGCCUGACACCUAGAGCUGGCCAAGGGGGCGCAGUCCUUCCCCCCACAAGCCCCCUGCCACGGGGCAGAGCCGACCCCCAGGCCUCAGCGAUAUGGUGCAUACCCAGGUCCCUCAAGCCCCCCACCCGGAGAGGCCUGGCUGGGCUUCCUGCCAGCUCGGCCCCCUCCCAUGCCCCAGGCUGCUCUGCUCUCAGGGCCACAUUCACCCCUGGCCACCAGGGCGUCUGGCUCAGCCCCUGCUCUGGGACAGGCCCAGGGAACAGGGCCCCGCAGGGCUGUGGGGUUAGCCGGGAAGGGAAACGCCCAUUGCAGGCCAUGGUUCCCGGUGGGGUGGCGGGAUGACCCGGCGCAGGGGGUGACUCGGGAUGGACUCGGGAUGGGGGUGACUCGGGAUGGACUCGGCUUUCACUAGCUAACAUAGUGCCAGAGGCACUGCCCCAGCCCCUAACCCCCACACUGCCCGAUGCCGUCACUCUCAGGAGAACCAUCUCCAGCGUGCUGUGGGGCCAGCCAGCCCCUCGCAGCAGCAGGAGGGGAUGCCUGCUCCAUCCCUCUCCCCAACUUCCCUUGCCCAGCCCCAGUGCCCCGCAGAUCUCAGCUCUCCAGGGGUCAGAGUCUAGGAAGAGGCUGCUGCCCCAUGGCAAGGGGCAUCGCUAGCCUUGGCCCCUGGCUCCUGGCAGGAUCCCGCCAGCUGCUGGCCCCGGCUGAGCUGUGCCGGCUCAGAAGAGCAGAGUGGGGGCUGCACAGGACCCAGCCAGGACCCUGCCGACCAGGGAGAGCCCCGAGGGCGGCUGUGACCUUGGCAGUGCUGGAGCCGGGCAGCCCCGGGUGGCGUUUUAACUGCUGUAAGGUGGGAGUGGGGAGGGGCAGCGUCCCUGGUGCACCCUGAGCUGUCAAUAAACCCCUGGCAUCCGCA